This is a messenger RNA of Cladocopium goreaui, 2564 nucleotides long. The record is from the annotation of a GenBank genome assembly. NCBI's taxonomy places the organism in Eukaryota, Dinophyceae, Suessiales, Symbiodiniaceae.
GGAACUUCUUGUAUCGAUCCAAGUGGUACCAAAAGCCGCAGGUAGUUCACCUGCGCAGCAUCAUGAGGGGUAGCGCGGUGUCGUGCUGUUCCUUUCUGAGCCUCCUCGUCGCGCUCUUCUGCGGUGAUUUGUUCGCCUUCUUGAGCGUGCCGGGGAAUGCCCUUUGCGACAUCAUCCUAACGGUGGCCUUUGGCUUCUUUGCUUUCGAGUUCGUCCUGAAUGCCUUUUCUGACAGGACUUAUCCUCUGAGUUUCUUCUUUUAUAUGGACUUGAUCGGAACCUUCUCGAUGGUCUUCGACAUUUCCUACAUGUGUGGCCCUGAUGCUAUGUCCAUCGAAAGAUUGCACACCUCCUCCAGCAGUGGUGGGGGAGUCAUCGUGAUGCGAGCGGCGCGCGCUGCGCGCUUGGGCGCCCGUGCAGGGCGUUUGAGCCGAGUAGCGAAGAUCGUGCGCUUCGUCUCGGGAUCCGAGGAAGAAGGCUCCGGAAACGUUCGGAUGGCGAAGGUGAUCUCCAACAAAUUGUCGGACGUCCUCUCCAUCCGCGUGGCCUUCGUGGUGAUUUGUGUGGCCGUGGUGCUGCCGUCGCUGAGCAUCUUCGAAUAUCCCGAGAUGGAGGAGUCGCUGACCGCCUGGACCAGCUUCCUGGCGCCGGACGUCCAGCGCUACGCUGAGGGCGCCCGGGGCGAGAUGGCGGUGAUCCAGCAGCUGCUGAGGGAUCUCUCGAAGUUCUACUCUACGGCGAACUAUGGGCCCUUCCUGAUCUGCUACCGAAAGACAGGGGCUGACCUCAAUUCAGAGGAGUUGCUGGCCUGUGGCGCGACGGACGACACCGUCAAGUUCGAGGUGGAGGGCCACUGGGCCGCGCCUGCGCGGCGUGAGUUCGUGAUGGCCACCAGCCAGGGGCAGAUGGAUUUGCUCUUCGACUUGGCGGAACCGAAGCGCUUGGAAGCGUUGAUGGGCAUCAGUCUCAUCAUGUUCAUCAUCCUGGUUAUGGUGGCCUUCAGCAUCGUUCUGACGGAGAACAUCUCUACAGUGGCGCUGCUGCCGCUGGAGAGGAUGUUGGACGUGGUGCGCCAUCGAUGUGCACAGAUCUUCAAGUACACCAACGCCUUGCAGGAGGAGCCACCCAGUGACGACGAGGACGAGGAGGAGCGUGAAGAUGAAGACGUGGAGGACAAAGACGAAGAGGACAACGAGUUCGCCCUGCUGGAGAAGGCGGUGGCAAAGCUGGGAGCCAUUGCAGAGCUUUCUGCAAAAGACCAGGAUCCCAACGCCAAGAAGGACUGGACCGAGAACGAGAUCAUAGUACAUGAGUGGACCCAGCCGACCGAGAGCCUUCACAAACAGAGUGUGGUCAGUCAGGUCAUGGAUUUGACUCGAAGGAUGUCCAUGCUGGUGGAGGACAACGACGCCUUGAUCAAACUGAACGAAGACGCGAGCACGGAGGUCAUGGAUGAAGCCAGGAAACCUGGCUUCAAUGCCUUUAAGCUAACGCCUUCUCAGAUCAAGGACUUUGUACGACGCUACCUGAAACCCGUGGUCCUGGUGCAGUUCGUCAACGUCUUGGAGCCGAUGUACCUGCCAAAUCCUUUCCACAACUUUGUGCACGCCGUGGAUGUGCUGUGCUGGCUGACCAUGGAGAUGGAAAACGUUGAGGUGCAAAGUUUCCUGGCAGACUCCGAUCAGUUUGCCCUGUUGGUGGCUGCUUUGGGUCACGAUGUCGGACACCUGGGAGUCAACAACCAGUUCUUGGUGGCGACCAGCCAUGAGCUGGCAGUGAUCUACAACGACAAGUCACCACUGGAGAACAUGCACUGUUGCAAACUCUUCCAGGUCCUGGGGCACGAGGCGCAACUCUUCCAAGCCCUCGACAAGGAGACCUACAAACGCAUGCGCAAAGACAUCAUUGAGGCGAUCCUCCACACGGACAUCACCAAGCACAAUGAGAUGGUGAAGGACUUGUCCUUGUUCUACCAGAUGAACAAAGACGUCCUGAACAUCGCGGAGCUUUCGGCCGAGGCCAGGGAGGUGCUGAAGUCCAAUACGUCGCUGAUGAUGUGCAGCUUCCUUCACUCCGCGGACGUGAACAACCCUUCGAGGCCCUGGCACAUCGCGGAGAAGAUGGCACAUCUUUGUGUCGAUGAAUUCUUCGCUCAGGGUGAUAAGGAGAAGGAGCUGGGGAUCCCCGUGGGCAUGUUGAACGAUCGCGACAAGGUCAACAGGGCUUUCUCGCAGAUUGGAUUCAUCGAGUUCAUGAUCGCCCCAUGGGUCGAGGCACUCGUGCCGAUGUUCCCCGUCCUGGACUUCAUGGCUGACUACACCGCAGAGAACAUCCAUAAAUGGGCGGUGCUCUGGGAAAACGAGGUGGAGCCACCCGCCGAGCAGGUGGAAAAGCUCACGCUACGCGUGCAGAAGGUGGUUGGAAAGCUGAUGACACAGAAGGGCCCUUUGGCAAAGCUCUCUGAUGCUCCGUUGGACGUCCCGCAGCACUGGGAUCGGUGGCGUCAGUUAGACACCCGCGCCUAUCACAAGGAGGGUGGCCAUGCGCCUCCCUCAGACCGUUGA